AUGUCGCAACAAACCGUCAUCCGCCUCUCCGGAGAGCGCAAUUCGAUCCAAAACUACAGGGCUUUCAAGGAGGCCAUCCCCGUACCCGCCAAACAUGAAGUUUUGAUCAAGAUUCACGCUGUGUCUCUGAAUUAUCGUGAUGUUGGUGUCGCGCUCUCUGGUUACCCGUUUCCUGUGAAGGAGAACGUUGUCCCUUGCUCUGACGCUGCUGGUGUCAUCGUCGAGGUCGGUGAGGGUGUUAAGAAUGUCUCCAAGGGUGACCACGUCAUCAGCACCUUCGACCCUACCAAUCUUUAUGGCCAGCAGAUGAACUGGGACAAUGGCCUUGGCGCCCCUGUUGAUGGUGUCCUCCGUGAAUACCUUACCGUUCCUGCUGCAGCUGUAGUCCAGGUUCCUAAGGACUCACCCCAGAGCUUCUCGGAGUGGUCUACCCUAGUCUGCACAGGCGUGACCGCGUGGAAUGCCCUCUACGGCAAUGUUCCAUUGAGACCCGGCCAAAUUGUACUAUGUCAAGGAACCGGUGGUGUUUCUAUCACAGGAUUGAUUUUGGCGAAGGCCGCCGGAGCCAUCACGGUUGUGACAUCCUCCAGCGACGAGAAACUCGCAUUUGUGAAGGAGAAGUACGGGGCAGACUACACUGUCAACUACAAGACCCACCCUGAGUGGUCCAAGGAGGUCUUGAGACUCACUAAUGGUGGUGUCGACUAUGUCCUCGAGAAUGGUGGAUCCGGAACUAUCGCUGAGAGCAUCAACUCCGUUAAAAUGGGCGGCAACGUGUCCGUGAUCGGGUUCCUCUCGCAGGCCAAGGAAAUGCCUGAUGUCGCUAGUCUUGCUCUUUCCAAGGGAGCUGUGGUCCGUGGUGUGGUCGUUGGAUCUACCCAGCUUUUGCAGGAGCUUGUCCGAUUUGUCUCCCGCAAAGGUCUUCGUCUGCCGGUCAACAAGGAAUUUGGCUUUUCCCAGGAGGAGACCAUCAAGGCCUUUGAGUAUAUGACUUCGGGUGCCCACAUCGGCAAGGUCUGCAUCAAAGUCAUUCAGUAA
Penicillium longicatenatum is the source of this 1038-nucleotide messenger RNA. Its product is annotated as zinc-dependent alcohol dehydrogenase family protein. Lineage: Eukaryota; Fungi; Ascomycota; Eurotiomycetes; Eurotiales; Aspergillaceae. The record is from RefSeq and is a predicted model, not a curated record. The transcript is spliced from 2 exons. The coding region runs from base 1 to 1038 and encodes 345 amino acids. Gene Ontology annotation, molecular function: oxidoreductase activity.